Molecule: messenger RNA, 1284 nt
Organism: Aspergillus sclerotioniger CBS 115572
Lineage: Eukaryota; Fungi; Ascomycota; Eurotiomycetes; Eurotiales; Aspergillaceae
Exons: 2
Coding region: 245-1237 (330 amino acids)
Source: RefSeq, a predicted model, not a curated record
GUCCCAGGCCACGCCCGUCGCAUAGAUCUGCGCUUUCUGUGUUUACACCACUCUGGCCGAGACAGAAUUGGUCGCUUGCUUACUCCGUCAGGCGCUUAUACAUCUUCUAUUCUGAGUUUGUUCUUGCGCAUUGUGUUAACCGUCCUAUCCUGCCCAUUCAUCAGUCGACUACCGACAACCCCCGAUUCCUUUCUGCUUACCACCUUCACUUCCACCACCACGCAUACUCAUACACCUCGCAACCAUGUCCGACGAUGAAGACUUCUACGACGAAUACGACGAAGACAUCUUCUGGGUUGAAGAACCCGACCCGACCGUCGCCGACGACCUCGCUGCAACAGCCACCGCCACAAACGACUUCAUCUUCUACGACGACCCAGCCCUCGAAGCCGAAGAUUUCUUUAGCGACUGGGACGAUCUUUCCGACGACUACUACGACCAAGACCCCACCGUAGUCCGCCGCCAGCGCGCCCUCAACGCCUUAUCCCAAAUCCCAGCAGCGGGUAUUCCGCCCACGAAACGCAGCCACAAAUCUACUACCAAGACCCCGCAGUUCGACAUCGCAGCGUUCCAGGGUGUUGUGUGGAGAAGUCCUAGCGAUGAGGUCAAAAUCGCGCUGCAUGAGCCAGGCGAGGGAGAAAAGGUGGCCCUGUUGAAGAAUUGGAGGGAGGUUUUUCGGAAUUCGCAUCCCGCGAUUGGGCGCGUCAGGGUACGAAAGGAUGGGAAGGAGUGGAUGGGUGGGGCUGGGGUGGUGGCUGCAGAGGAUUUGUAUGGGGAUGGGGAUGAGGAUGAGGCGGAUGCAGACGUGGAGGAUGAGGAUGAGGUUGAGGUUGGGGUUGAGGAUGAGGAUGAGGAUGAGGUUGAGGUUGAGGAUGAGGUGGAAGUAGAGGUGACAAAUGGGCUAAGUAAUGGGGCAGUUGUCGAAACGCCUGCUGAUUCGGAGAUUGUUGAGCUGGAGAAAGAGGCUGAAACCAAUGGGGCCCAUCCCGAUGCGGUCGAGCCAGCUGAUUCUCUCCAGGUGAAGAAUUCCAAGCCAAAUGGUGUCACCGCUGCGGCGGAUAAACCGGCGACAAGAGGUCGGAAGCGCAAGGCUGAAGAAGCCGACCCCGUUCCGGAAGUGGAACCUACCAGCAGGCCAAGAUCUAAACGCAUUGCAACCCAGAAAGUCGGGGAGACGAAAGAGACUCACUCAGCACCGUCGGGUCCGGUGCGGCGGUCGGCCAGAAAUAAAAAGUAAUUUGAACUCUGUAUAGAAAUGAGAUUAUGAGAACAUGAACAUACAAU